AUGGUUAAAGGAUUCAAAAAAAACAUUUAAAUUUAUAGGAAUAUUGAGUUUUCAGCAAGGAAUGUGCUGGCAUCUGAUAUAGUUGAAUCAGAGAGGAGUCUUGGAUGCAAAUUCGUUAAUAUUGAUGUGAGUGAUAGAAAUAUGAUGAGAGAAUAAACUCUUGAGUGGAACCCUACUCAUAUCCUUCACUUCGCUCAAGAUAGAUCAUUUAACAUUGUGAAAAAUGAUAGAACUCCACCAGAAGAACAGGUAAAGGUCAACAUAGAGGGAUUGAAGAAUGUUUUAGACUUAGCUUCUGAACUCAAGCUAAAGUAUUUAUCUCACACAUUCGAAGGAAGAAUGGGAUAUAUGGAGACACUUAGACAAGCAGAUUAAAUAUGUGAUGACUACAGGACAAAAAAUUAAUUGGAUGUGAGAGUUUUGAAGAUUCCAUUUGUUAUUGAUUAUAUCAAGAAUGAAAAUUUUCAUAUGCCUCAAGAUCUUAUUCGUUGUACGAUUGCUGAAUAGACUAAAUUUCCAAUGAUAAGCAUGACAGAUGCUACUGAUGCUAUGUUCAAUUUGAUAAUGGCAAAUGAGAAAAAAUUGCAUAAAACAGUCUACAGCAUUUCUGGUGCAACAUAUCCAUUUGGUGAUGUGGCUAAAGGCAUAAGAAAAAUGAAUUAUAAGUUCAGGCAUUAGUUCCUACUUCCAUCAGAAAUAUCAGAACAAGACCGCUAAAUGAAACAAAUUUUGGAAUCUAUGCCAGAUUCAAUGGAUGAAAGCGAAUCUAUACUAGACUGGAGUUGGUAAUACAAGAAACCGAAGAAGCUACAAAACUUCAUCGAGAAUGUCUACGAGAAAAUAAUUGAGUUUAACAAUUGA
Messenger RNA from Stylonychia lemnae, 861 nucleotides. The record is from the annotation of a GenBank genome assembly. Lineage: Eukaryota; Ciliophora; Spirotrichea; Sporadotrichida; Oxytrichidae.